This is a messenger RNA of Caenorhabditis elegans, 1248 nucleotides long. It is a transcript of the gene F11D11.3, whose product is annotated as CUB_2 domain-containing protein. The record is from RefSeq and is marked reviewed. Lineage: Eukaryota; Metazoa; Nematoda; Chromadorea; Rhabditida; Rhabditidae. The transcript has 6 exons. Bases 6 to 1190 code for a protein of 394 amino acids.
AAAAAAUGGUUUUACUGACUUUACUGGCAUUUUCUACUUUAUUCAUCAGUUGCUUCGCUCAACAGCUGAUAAAACUAAGCUCAUUCAAAGGAUUGAGAGUUCACAAUGAAAUAAAUGUUGAAGCACCGUUUCACAUGUAUUUGUCAGCUCAAUCGGACUCUUAUUCGAUACUCCGGCAAAUCUUUUUGAUCACCGAAGACGGGUCAACGACACUUUCAUCUUUGACACAAUAUAAUGGGCAAAUCAAUCCAUUUGUAGUUGAGAAAUCUGUUUAUCUUACAACAACACUGAACGAUGAUGUCAUGAAAACACUGAACGGAGUGAUUUUUAUCAGCUCCAAGAAAAAACGUGCAGACAGUUGUCUUGGUGUGUACAAUAUUGGUCACGAAACAGGUAUUGGCAAUGAUAACAUUUAUGUUUGUACAUAUCUGAUUUUGAAUACAUCAUUAAAUAAAUAUGUUAUCAGUCAAUGGAGUCAAGAUCCUACUUCUAAAGCAUAUUUGUACGCUGGUAUCCCGCAGGAUUCACCUGAACCGGAAAACACUCAAAUCUUUUCCAACCCGGUUCAUACUAACGAAGGCGAUUUUUAUUUUUACUAUGUCAAUGAUUUUUCACUGUCUAUGACGGCAUUCUAUGUGAAACGGUUUAAUAAUGUAUUCUUCGUAAUUGAUCAAGAAAAUUCCAGUAAUCGUGUAGUUAAUGGAUCUUGGACCCGUGACGUCACCUCAACCGGAUUUUAUAUGAAACCCCUUGGCAGUGCUGAUAACACUACAAUUGUUAACAUUAAGAGAGACACCAAACAUACCGGAUUUUCUGGUGCAAAUGUUGUCGGGAAUCUCCCAAAUGGAGGAUCGGUUACUGUAGGCUUUUAUGGCGACGGCACAAAGUAUGAACGCACUGUCACACCGAAUACCUCUAUCACUUCAUGGACCAUUCCAUAUAUUGAACGAACUUUUCAAGUUUCGUCCACUAACGGAAAAGAUGGAGAGUACUAUGUGCAAUAUUUCGUGUCUGAAGGAUCGUUGAACGGAUCAAUAGUCACGACAACAUCACCCCCACCAUCAACGACUUCAAAAUUUAGGAUUGAAGCGACAACGACUUCCAAAUUUAGGAUUGAAGCGACAACUAGAUCCACCGGACUUGUUCGAUUUGUUUUAUCUAUGGCUACUUUGAUGAUGUUCUGGUUGUAAUGUUUCAAUUUUGAUCUAGAUUUUCAAUGAAUUUUACUCUUGAAGUUCAUAAAUAUGU